AUGCAAACAUCCUCGCCCUUAUCCUCACCCGUGUCACAGGACAAGCAGUACCCGCGCGACUGGUGGCUCUCGCGGGGGCGGCUGAGGGUGCAGCUCUUCAACGCGGAUGGCACCCCCACCAACCCCGAGGUGCCAACACGCCGCGAAAUGCUGCUGCGCGUCGCGGAGUUGGUGCCGAAGCACCCCGGCCGCCACAAGAAGCCGGGCGCAAAGGCCGACGGCGCCGGCGGCAGCGGCGUGAGCAGCAGCGGCGGCACGGCGGCGGCGGGCAGCAAACAGUCUGCGAAAAAGGGCAAGAAGAAGAAGUAG
Molecule: messenger RNA, 309 nt
Organism: Monoraphidium neglectum
Lineage: Eukaryota; Viridiplantae; Chlorophyta; Chlorophyceae; Sphaeropleales; Selenastraceae
Exons: 2
Coding region: 1-309 (102 amino acids)
Biological process (GO): SRP-dependent cotranslational protein targeting to membrane, signal sequence recognition; SRP-dependent cotranslational protein targeting to membrane
Cellular component (GO): signal recognition particle, endoplasmic reticulum targeting
Molecular function (GO): 7S RNA binding
Source: RefSeq, a predicted model, not a curated record